Messenger RNA from Aspergillus ibericus CBS 121593, 1389 nucleotides. Its product is annotated as terpenoid synthase. Lineage: Eukaryota; Fungi; Ascomycota; Eurotiomycetes; Eurotiales; Aspergillaceae. The record is from RefSeq and is a predicted model, not a curated record. The coding region runs from base 86 to 1213 and encodes 375 amino acids. The transcript is spliced from 2 exons. Gene Ontology annotation, molecular function: carbon-oxygen lyase activity, acting on phosphates.
UAUAAAACCAGAUUGAACACUUCUGGCCAGGUCUUUCCCGUUGCCAAUAUUAGACUCCUCAAGGGAUAACAUCUUGACCAGGACUAUGGGUUUUAUUAGAGAAAAACUUUCGUUAGCAAAGAGCGGCGAUAACAGUGGGGUUGGGAUACUCUUCUUAUUGUUCAAUGUGCUUGCCUUUCUCUUCAUGGCCGUUUGCGCCUCUCUCUUCAAAUCAGCUACCCACUCUCGUGGCCGUUCGUCGGAGAGAAUCACCCCUCAGAGUACUGUAUCCAAGAAGGAUUACGAGGACAUCGUCAAUGGUCUUCUAAGGGACAUCUCAUUCCAACGCCCCAAAUUUCAUUCUGACGUGGGACUAAAAGCUCGUGUUGAGAAUCUCCUUCAGUCCUAUGGCCUCUCACGCAACUUCAUCACUGAUAUUGGACCGUGCAUCAAAACAGCAAUCAAAUAUGCUAGUUGCACCUAUCCCUAUGCCUCCCCCGCAGUUCGAGAAGCGAUCGCUGUCUACACUACACACAUAGUGGCCAUUGAUGACAUUACCAGUGACAUUCUACCAGACCUGGAAGACUACAGCGCGAGAUUAGUUCUUGGACAACUUCAUGGACAUGAAUUACUUUGCAGCUUCACAAAAUUUCUGGGCGACCAAUCACGAUUAUUUGGGAAAUUUGGCGCCGACAUGAUCAUCAAAGGAACCCUGGAGUACAUAUCAUCCGCCGUGAUUGAGCAGAGUCAGGACGGUGCUCAUCUAUCGCCUGAUGCGUCCGAAUUUCUCGUUUACUUCAGAGCUAAGACCGGGAUUGCUGACCCAUUCGCCUUCAUGUGCUUCCCGGAGGACAUGAAUCCUGAAGAGCGGGACUUGACAAAAUACAUUUCAGCUAUCCCAAAUAUCGGAUUGUUCCUAGGCUACGUGAACGACUUGCUGUCUUUCUACAAGGAAGAGCUCAAGGAAGAUGACUGUCCGGGCUUCGUUCAAAACUAUGCCAAGGUCCACGGGUCAACGUCUCUUCAAGCACUGCGCCAACUUCGGCAUGCAACAAUCAAAGAAGUACGGAACAUCCGUAGCAUAUUAGCCGAUGAUGCUCCUACAACUGAGCGCAUUAAUCAGUUUAUUUACGGCUAUAUUUUCUAUCAUCUGUCCGCCGGGAGGUACAGAUUGGCAGAGUUGAAUAUUCCUGCCGCUCUUGAAGCGAAGGGGUGCUUCCAGGAGUUGAAAUAGAUGUGACGGUGAUGUGCAGUUGAUCAGCCCAUCAAAUAUCGUGCUGUACAGUUACAUGAGGUUUGAGAAGUUGAAUUAUGCGCAUGUAGAUAAGCAAACUCCGGACCUGUUGGUGUGAGAAUUAUGCCAGCUAUGACUGAUCGGAUAGGGGACUGUCAGUCACACAUUGGAGAUAC